Aspergillus niger is the source of this 1143-nucleotide messenger RNA. RefSeq lists its product as uncharacterized. The transcript is spliced from 7 exons. The record is from RefSeq and is a predicted model, not a curated record. Lineage: Eukaryota; Fungi; Ascomycota; Eurotiomycetes; Eurotiales; Aspergillaceae. Gene Ontology annotation, molecular function: arylformamidase activity. Bases 1 to 1143 code for a protein of 380 amino acids.
AUGUCGGGUAAUACUAGUCGGUCGCCUUUCGAUGUACCGUUUGACGAGCUGCCAAACCCAAAGCAAGUAUGGAUUGGCAAGCCAGGAAGUCGCGAAGAAGGAUUAGGGAAGCUUGCCAUCUUGACGCCAGAGGUGGUAGCCAAUGCUGCUGCCACUGAAAUCAAGACCGGCCGUCGGGUGACGAUGGGCUGGGAACUGACCAAGUUGGAUUAUCCUAAUCUGAACCGUCAACCAUGCCACCAUCAGAUCAUUCCGCUUUUGGGCGGUGUGGCUUUCGACGAUGUCUAUACAAUGAAUCCUCAACAAAGUAGCCAGUGGGAUGGUCUGCGGCAUUUUUCACAGACGGUUGAGGGCCAAACCGAGCGUGUAUUCUAUGGCGGCGCAACAGUCGAGGAAAUCAAUGACCGAACGAACGAUCGGAUCGGCUUGCAGCAUUGGGCAAAAGAGGGGAUUGCUGGUCGCGGGGUAUUGAUCGAUUAUGCCACAUGGGCAGAAAAGAGGGGAAUAAGAUACAGCACAUUCUCGACACAUCAAAUCCGGCUUUCGGAUAUCAAGGAAAUUGCCAAGGAAUAUGGCAUUACUUUCCAAAAGGGCGACAUACUUUUCAUUCGCAUUGGGGUGACGAAGGAAUGGGAUACAGCCAUGACAGAUGACCAGAAGCGACAAUACUCUGACAACCCGAGCCCGGAGCAUGCAGGUGUCGAGGCAACUACAGAUGUGCUGCGAUGGCUUUGGGAUACCGGAUUCGCCGCAAUUGCUGGUGAUGCAAUCAGUUGGGAGGUCUAUCCACCCCAGUCGCCUGAUCUGUUCCUGCAUGAGUAUGUGCUUGCAGGUUGGGGUAUGCCAAUCGGAGAGCUAUUUGAUCUAGAAGCGCUGUCUCAAAUUUGCCAAGACCUCCAGCGCUGGACUUUCUUUGUUGCAUCUAUCCCCCUGAACAUGCCCGGAGGGCCGAGCCGUUCACUAACGACAGCCACGGACGCUAAGAGCGGAAUACCUUUUCCGACUACCCUUCUCCCCUAUCUGCGACGAAACUGGAGAGGUGGAGAUCUUCAAUGGCUACACAUAACCGAGAUGCAAAAGAAGGAGGGACAAAACGAAGUGGGGAAGAAGUGUAGUGCCAUUGCGACCAGCGAUGGCCACUAG